Messenger RNA from Diospyros lotus (date-plum), 13973 nucleotides. RefSeq names its product histone-lysine N-methyltransferase, H3 lysine-9 specific SUVH1-like. The transcript has 4 exons. Bases 540 to 2753 code for a protein of 737 amino acids. NCBI's taxonomy places the organism in Eukaryota, Viridiplantae, Streptophyta, Magnoliopsida, Ericales, Ebenaceae. The record is from RefSeq and is a predicted model, not a curated record. Gene Ontology annotation, cellular component: nucleus. Gene Ontology annotation, molecular function: protein binding; histone methyltransferase activity; zinc ion binding.
GAAGCAAGAACAAUUCAAUCAAUGGAGCCGGGGCAAAGACAUUUUUCAAAUCCAGGAAUGGUGCCGGAUUCCGACACAAGUGGUGCGUUUUAAAAAGACGCCAUCUUUUGCUUACUCCAUGGACUAUAGCUCUUUCCCCGAAGAAUCACACGAGUAGUUCCUUUUUGCUAGCUAUUUUUAGCUUUUCCCGAGAUGUGGUUUAGGGUUUCGAUUUGAAGUACCAUCUGGUCUGAGUAAGCAUGGCGACAUCUCUGAUCUUCUUCUACUACUGCAGUUUUUCGUCGGUUCUAUCUUCAAGUUCUCUUGUUUGUCUGUAAUUUCGUAUUGUUUCCCGCAUAUUGAAGCAUCUUUCGUGAAUUUGGGGUACCAUGCACGUGCUCUUCGGUUGCUUUCUUGUAGGGAUCUUGGUGACUAGAUGUAGCCUUUGCAAGGGGUGAGAGUGUGGAAGAAGAAGACACAGGAGGAGCAAAGAGUGCUGUUUCUUUCUGGAAUUUGCGCCUGUGGGAUCAUAAUUUAAGUGGCUUACAGUUUGACUGAAAAUGGAGCAAGGCUUUGGCUCUGAUUCUGUCCCUGCUCCUGGGUCUGUUGAUAAGUCUAGGGUUUUGACUGUAAGGCCCUUACGAUGCCUUGUUCCAAUUUUCCCAUCACCAUCCUCAUCUUCAUCUCCCCAAGGUGGGCCGUUUAUGUGUAUUCCUCCAAAUGGUCCUUUCCCACCUGGGAUUAGUCCAUUUUACCCCUUCUCUGAGACUCAAAGGACUGAUGAACAAAAUCCUCAAGCCCCAUUUGGUGUAACCAACCAAGCUAUGCAUUCUGGUUUUAACAAUGCCAUUGCGUCACCUGUUCCCAUCAAUUCAUUUAGAACACCGGACGCACAGGCAGUAACAAACUCUACCCAUUAUUCUGGUGCUGCAAAUGGAGUUACAGGGUCUGGGAGGAGGAGUACUAGAAGCCGUGCUGCUGGUGUUCAGUCAGACGUUGCAGUCAUCAAUGAAGAUGGUUAUAGUGACUCCCAAAAUCAGAGUGACCAGUAUCUGAGUAGCUUCAGUAUGCAUGUUAUUGAUGCAGAAGAUAACAGUAAGUCAGGCAAGCGAAGAGGGAAUUACCAAAAGAGGACAAGGAGUGGUGCUGACAUCAUUGCAUCACCUGUCGUUGAUGUUGAUUCAGUGGCCAAUAGUUUCCUGGCGUCGUUAAGCCCUGCAGUACUUGAUGCCCUCAGACAAACUGAUGGUGACAAGGAGUCGGUUAGAAUUAUACUCAUUAUAUUUAAUUUGCUUCGACGAAGGAUUACCCAAAUUGAAGAUGGAAAGGAUACAACUCCAGGCAUUACAAGGCGCCCAGACUUGAGGGCUGGCACAAUCCUGAUGAAUAAAGGAUUUCGGGCAAACAUCAAGAAGAGGGUUGGAGCUGUACCAGGGAUUGAAAUAGGUGAUAUUUUCUUUUUCAGGAUGGAGUUGUGCUUGGUGGGUCUGCAUGCUCCAUCCAUGGCUGGGAUUGAUUACAUGACCCUCAAGGUUAGUCAAGAUGAUGAGCCUGUGGCUGUCAGUAUUGUUUCAUCAGGAGGGUAUGAGGAUAAUGUUGAGGAUGGAGAUGUGUUAAUUUACAGUGGACAAGGUGGGAAUAUUUACCGGAAAGAUAAAGAUGUAAUGUUUCGGGAUCAGAAGCUUGAAAGGGGCAAUCUUGCCUUAGAGAAGAGCUUGCGGAGGGGUAAUGAGGUAAGAGUUAUUCGGGGUGUGAAGGAUGUUGCACAUCCAACUGGGAAAGUAUAUGUCUAUGAUGGCCUUUAUAAAAUCCAGCAGUCGUGGAUAGAGAAAGGGAAGUCUGGUAUCAAUAUUUUUAAGUACAAAUUGGUUAGACUUCCUGGCCAACCUGAAGCAUUUUUGAUGUGGAAAUCAAUUCAGCAAUGGAGGGAUGGUCUUGCUUCAAGGGUUGGGCUAAUCCUGCCGGAUCUUACUUCUGGGGCAGAAAAUUUACCAGUUUCUCUUGUAAAUGACGUUGAUGAUGAAAAAGGCCCUGCUCACUUCACAUACUUUCCAAGUCUCAAAUAUUUGAAACCAUUUAAUUCACCACAAACUUCCUUGAGCUGCACUUGCAGAGGUGGAUGCCAACCUGGUGACCUCAAUUGCCCUUGCAUUCAGACAAAUGGAGUUCUCCCUUACUCUACACUUGGGGUUCUUCUGAGCUCUAAGUCUCUAAUUUAUGAGUGUGGUCCUUCCUGUUUAUGCCCUCCUAACUGCCGGAAUCGAAUGUCCCAGGCAGGUCUGAAAGUCCGUCUUGAGGUGUUCAAAACAAAGGAUAAGGGUUGGGGUCUGAGGUCCUGGGAUCCCAUCCGUGCAGAGGCAUUUAUCUGCGAGUAUGCAGGAGAAGCCAUUGAUAAAUCCACGGGAGAGGAGUUUGAGAGUGAAAAUGAAGAGUACAUCUUUGAUGCAACUUCUAUCAGCGAACCAUUACCACUUAUACAUGGAAAUUUGAAUGAGUCUCAAAAAAUGCCAUUUCCGCUUGUUAUAAGUGCACAAAAUGGUGGUAAUGUAGCUAGAUUUAUGAACCACAGUUGUAUCCCAAAUGUACAUUGGCAACCAGUUUUGCGACAGACUAAUGGUGGAAGUUAUCUCCAUAUUGCUUUUUUUGCAAUUGUUCACAUUCCACCUAUGAAAGAGUUGACAUAUGAUUAUGGGUCAGUUCGGUCCAGCAAUGCAGAGCAGAGGAGGAAAAAAUGCUUAUGUGGAUCGUUGAAGUGCCAAGGUCAUUUUCCUUGAUGGCUCUUUUCUGAAGUUGAUCCUGGAUGUUGCUUGCUAUUUAAUUCUCCCAGACUAAGUUAAUCUGUAGGUAUGGGAGAAAGAGCUUCAUGGUGAAAGAAACUUUUGCCUUCUCUUAUUGUACAUAUCUGAUAGCUGUUUGGUGUAAAAGGGAAUUCUCCUUUUGAUUAUUGGUCCAGCAGAUCUUCUGGUAUGAUAUCAUACCCUCUUUUGAUUCCGGAUGUAUUAUAGGAUGCUCUGUGGAGACAUACACGUGUUGUAGAGUCUGAUGUUUUGUCUUUAUUUUUGUUGGCACAUAAUUGUGCCAAGGGCCCGAGAUACGGGAUCGGGUAUGUAUUAUUGACAGCAGUGUGAUAGGUAUUCUUAUUUUGUACAGCUGCUGUAUACGAAAUAUUGAGAUAUUAUGUUAGAAGGUGAAUUGGUAUUUUAUUCAUGUUUUAUAUCUUGUCAGUAAUAUUGUUUUAUUCAAAUCGAGCUAGAGAACAGGCUUACUAGUCCAUUUUGGGGCCGCUGGGCCUAGGGAUUAGUGCCGGUCAUGACAUACCAGAUUUCGGGUCGUGACAGAUUUAAAACUCACUUAUCUUCCUACAGAUAGUCAAGAGGCGGAUGUAUUCACCAAGGUUAUAUCAAGACUGGGUUUUGAAUCACUUAUUCGCAAGUUGAGAAUGAGGGACAUUUAUUCAUUAGCUUGAAGGGGAGUGUUAGAGAAUCUGGAUGACAACAAUAUCUUAGUAUUUAUUCAUUUCCUAUUGUAAUAAAUUUACAGCUUAGUAAAUCUUUCUAAUUUUCUCCGUCAACCUUCUAGAUUAGGAAAGAAACCCUAUAAAUAUUAUGUUCUCCUAGAAUAGGAAACCUGUUAUGUAUAUUCUUCAACAUCCUAGAUUAGUUCUUCAACAUCCUAGAUUACGCAAUGUUUUUUUUUGUAUAUAUAGUAGAGAGAUCAAUGAAAUCAGUGAGGUGAAUUUAUUCUAAACCCUAUUUUGUUAUGGUGGGGUGACAUAUCCUACAAAAGUAAUAAGUGGUAAAACACAUGAAUGACAAAUUUCCCCUUUUCGUUUGGAAUUCGUAAACACAAACCAUCCAUUGAAGGGGGAAACGUCAAGUUAUGCAUAAACCAUGCAAAAGUAUCAUUGUGUAACGGCAUACAACCCCACGAUCACAUACAUCAAGGGGUAAAUUCCAUCUGGACCCUAUGUGGUUUGAACCAUAUUCACGCAAACCCUAUGUUGUUUGAACCAUAUUCACGCAAACCCUUGUGGUUUACUUUUCACAUUUAAGGUCCUUAUGGUUUAAACUCUCUAUGAGUUCUACCUUCGCACGCGCGCACGCACAUGCACACCCUAUUUCUAUAAUGCUCUCCCCAUUCUUUUGAUGCAGCCAAACGCGUUUUCAAGGGAAUCAUAUUCCCUUUCCCAUUCACUCAACCAAAUGUAACCUAAAGGGCUUGGUUUGGAUUUGAAGUUGAAAACAUUGAUUUUCUCUAUUUAAUUGGUAAGAUAUCAUUUGGGUUUUUGAUUCAACUUUUUUUUUAUCUGCUUUGUUCUUGAUGGAUAUUUUAACACAAAGAAGUUUUGCAGGGAGGAAUUGGAGACAGAGAGAGAGAGAGAGUUUUAUAUUUUUUUAACAGUGUUAGUAGUGAAAGGGGUGUUUAUGAAGAAAAUAAAGCAUAGGGAUCUUAAAUUUCAAAAGUAAACCACAAGGGGUUUCAUUGAAAAUGACCCAAACCAUAGCUAGGCUAGGUGGGAUUUAUCUUAAAAAGUAAAACAUAUAUGAGAUGAUCAAAAUACUAGCUAUGGGGCAUAGUUGUCAAAGGUGAAAGGUGCAAGGUGCAAAGGACGCUGAGGAGCAAAUUGGUGCUUGGGGCCUAGGCGUGAGGUGUAAGGCGAGGCGUGAGCCUCGGGCACACAUAGGCACACUUUUAUUCAAAAUGCAUAUAAAAUACUGAUAUACUAUUCUUUUUAAUAUGUAUCUGUAAGGAGGUAGAUGCAAACUCAUAAAAUUAUAAAUGACAACUAACCAACGCCAUAAUAACAAUUAAUAUUAUUGUAAAAAAACAAAUAGUUUCUUUUAAUUGCAAAAGAGAUUAGACGAAAAAAAUAUUAAAGCAAAACACACUACAAAAAACAAUUAGUUUUUUUCUAAUUUCUUUUGCAAUUAAAAGAAAGGGGAGAAAAAAACUACGGUAGAGCACACAACACAAAAGGUUAUAGAAAAACGAUUAGCUCAUUUUAAAUUAUAAAAGAAGUACAAGAGAGACAAAAAAAAAUUUAGUAGAUCACACAUUGAAAACAUUUGUUUCUUAGCAAUUAGCUUUUUUUUUUUUUUUAAAUUGCAACAUAAAGUAGAAGAAAGAAAAGAAAAUUAGAGUAGAACACAAAAAUUAGAAGAAAGAAAUAAAAAUGAAGUAGAACACAAAUAUGAGCAGUUCUUUAGUGAGUGAACAUCAUUGCCAAAGGAUCCCAGUGAGUGGGAGAUCUGACAGACCUUUGGCUUACACUGCGAGGUUUGUCUCUCGCCAAAAUACAAGAAUAUGCAAUCAAAUCAACAAGAAAUAAGAUCUAAGAUGACAAAUGAACAAGGAAAUAAGGUUUUAAUACACUUGUAUAUACAAGGAAUGCGCCUCAAGCAUGGUGCUGCACCUCAGAGGUGAUGAGGCCUCACGCCUAGACGCGCCUUUGACAACUAUGCCAUGGGGUAGGGGUUUGAACUGCACAUCAAAUCUGCAUCGUUAUUGGAAGGACUGAAAGAACAUCUAAAAUAGGUGGUCAUCUUCUUCAGUGACAGUUGGCUUUUUUUGUUGUGUCUUUUUCAAGACAACAAUGAUAUUCUGCCCCUUAGAUUCUCUUUCAACAUGGGUGUUGGAGCUUCUGGUGAUACCUCCUUCAAUCUUCUGGCGACUAUGGCAGCUUUAUCUUUGGUGGGCAUGCAGCGGUGGUGCCCAUGUGUCACAAGCUUAAUGGCUUAAGUGUAAUAAACCUAUAGAUGCAUAGCUAUAGCGGUAAUAACAGAAAGCAUGUGAUGGGCCGUUCUGCCUAGGCCACUUGUAGGCAAUUGGUUGCAAUAACAACCAGGUGGGUUAGCCUAUAAAAGGCAGUGUAUAUGAGGAUGAGAUCUAUCAAUGAAUACAUUCGGAUCUUUCCCUCUCUAAUUUCUCUCCCUCUCUUCUUUUUCUCCUUAAUUCAAAUCCUCCCUCCCUUUCUCUUUCUUAAAUUUCCUGGCUCUUCCAAAAUUGCCCAAGCCUCAUAUUCGAGGCUUGACAAUUGGUAUCAGAGCUAGCGGCCUCGACAGUGUUUGUGGAAGGAAUUGCGAAGCAGAAGAUGGCGGAAGGAACGAGACUCAAACAAUAAUGGAAGCGCUAGAGUUCGGAAUGUCGCAGACACACGAAGCUAUCACCCAAAGUAGGGAAGAUGUGGCUGCAAUGCGAGAAGGAAUGCGAGAGGAACUGGCGACUUCUCGUGAGGAUAUGCAUCGCGAGCUGGAGAGGCAUAGAGAAACGAUGGAUCAGUUUGGUCAAAGGAUCAAUAGCAUGUUUAAUAUGCUAUCAUCCUUACCGCAAUUCCGUUUUCCAUCGAAAUUCCCCCCGCGAUUUGGAGCUGGACCGAACUCGAAUGGAUUUGGAAUACUUCUGAGACCUCCAGGAGAAGCGGAGUCGGAAGGAGUGUAAGGAAUUGACACGGACCCUCAGGUAAGAGAAUUUCAAUUACAAUCUGGUACUCACACGCCAAUGCCAAGGCUGGAGAUACCAUUGUUUGAUGGAACAAGGCCAAGGUGGUGGAUCCGCCGGUGUGAAUGUUUCUUCCAAUAUUAUAAUGUAGCUGAGUCAUAGCGAAUUACACUGGUCACAACCUAUCUUAAUGAUACGGCUGAUUCCUGGUUUCAAGGAUGGUUUAGGUACCAAGGACUUGAGGUGAGAUGGAUUGAAUUUGCUAAAGAAUUGUGUAGGCGAUUUGGAGAGAAGAAUAUGGCAGAUGUGAUAGAAGAAUUCAAUAAACUUCGGCAAGAAGGGGCUAUAAUGGAGUAUUUGGAAAAAUUCGAGGAACUAGGAGCCUUAAUGUGGAACGCUCAACCGACACUUAUUGAGCAAUAUUUUGUGUCCAGCUUUAUUAGUGGGCUUAAGGAUGAGUUGAGAUCAAUGGUGAAGAUGAUGAUGCCAAUUACAGUUAGGCAGGCAGCAAAAAAAAUCAGAUUACAAGAAUUGACGUUAGAAGCCAUCUACAAAAGGAAUAGGGCCUCCUCUCGUAUAGGACCACUAAUCAGUUUACCUCCUAGUGGACAUGCUAGAGAGAUAGGAGCGACGGGGAGUACAGGUCCACUGAGAGGAAGUCAGCAAGCCUUGGCGAUUAGAAACCCCACUAUGGAAUAGAGGAGGCAGAUGAGGCUAUGUUUCAAAUGUGGAGACCCUUACAGUCCUGGCCACCAAUGUAGAAGGCAACUACUAAACAUGGAAGGUGGUGAGGAGCAAAUACUAGAGAAGGAGCAAGAAGACCUUGAAGAAACAAAGAAGGAGAUUUCUUAAUGUGAUUCUGUCGGUGAAGGAGGGGAAAUUUCAUUUCAUGCAUUGAAAGGGGAACAUGCGGGGCAGAUCAUUAAGGUUGAAGGAAGAGUGGGCAAGAGAAGGAUAAUGGUUCUGAUUGACAGUGGCAGCACCCACAACUUUCUCAAUGAAGCAACUGCUACUGAAUUAAAUUGUGCUUUAGUGAAUACUUCCCCCUUAUUCGUAACUGUAGCCAACGGAGUAAAAUGUACAGCAAUUAUAAGAGUGUAGGGUUUAAAUGGUUGAUGCAAGGGGAAGAGUUCUCUACGGAUCUAAGAAUUCUGGAGCUAGGAGGUUGUGACAUUGUUCUUGGGGUGGAUUGGAUGAGGACAGUCAAUCCUUUGACUUUCAACUUCAACAAAUUGGAAGUCAUAUUGGAUUUGAAGGGAAGGAAGCUGACUUUAAAAGGGUGCCUCGAGGUAGGGGAAUGUAAGAUGAUUACAGAGAAAAGGUUACAGAAGCUGUUGAAGAAAAGGAAAGGGCAUAUAUCCCAGCUGUUCUCCAUUCAAACUAUGGAGAAGGAUGAGCAGGAGGGCCCUCCCACCACCGACCUCUUUGCAAAGGUAACCUUUCCUACUGUAUUACGCCCAUUGCUUAUGGAAUUUCAGGAAUUAUUUGUGGAACCACACACCCUACCCCCAAAUCGCCUGAUUAAUCGUACUAUACCUUUGAAACCCAAUUUCGAGUCGGUGAACGCCUGAGCCUAUUGUUACUCCCCUUAUCAGAAGGCUGAAAUUGAAAGACAGGUCAAAAGUAUGCUCCAUGCUUCCAUUAUAAAACCUUGUCAAAGCCCUUUCGCAUCUCCCGUUCUUCUCGUCAAAAAGGAGGACGGUACUUGGCGCUUUUGCAUAGACUAUAGACAGCUAAAUGACCUUACUGUGAAAAACAAAUUUCCCAUUCCCUUGAUUGAAGAUCUAUUAGAUGAGUUAAAUGGGGCUGCCAUCUUUACUAAACUAGACUUGAGGGCAGGGUAUCAUCAAAUCAGGAUGAACCCUGCCGACAUCCAUAAAACAGCCUUCAGAACACACCAAUGCCUCUAUGAAUUUCGGGUGAUGCCAUUUGGACUCACCAAUGCCCCAGCUACUUUUCAGGCCCUUAUUACCUAUUUGCCCCAUACUUGCGGAAAUUUAUCCUAGUAUUCUUUGAUGACAUUUUAGUUUAUAGCCCUAACCUCAAACAACACCUACCCCACCUUCAAACCACAUUUGAAAUCCUGAAAUUUAAUCAAUUGUUUGUUAAACUCUCCAAGUGUUCCUUUGCAAAGAAUGAGGUAGAUUAUCUAGGGCAUAUCAUUUCCGGCCAAGGAGUCAGUACAGACCCUACUAAAGUUGCAACAAUGUUGGAAUGGCCUAAGCCUUCAUCUAUAAGGGAGCUGAGGGGAUUUCUUGGCUUAAUAGGGUAUUAUAGAAGGUUUAUACAGAAUUAUGAAGUGAUCAGUAAGCCAUUGACUGAGCUACUCAAGAAGGACAAUUUCGGAUGGAAUUCCCAGGCUGAAAAUGCUUUCAACACUCUUAAAAAAGCAAUGACACAAGCCCUGGUUCUGGCUUUAUCGGAUUUCUCUAAGGCCUUUGUGGUGGAGAUCGAUGCAUGCGACAUUGGGGUAGGAGCAGUGUUGACACAAGAAGGAAAACCCUUAGCUUACAUCAGCCAAGCACUGGCUGCUCGACACCAAGGGCUAAGUGUGUGUGAAAAAGAAUUGCUAGCCAUGAUCAUAGUUAUCGACAAAUGGAGACAUUAUUUGGAAGGAGCCCCCUUCAUAAUACAGACCGACCAUGACAACCUAAAACAUCUUGUACAACAGAAGUUGCAUACACACUUGCAAAGGAAGGGAAUAUCCAAAUUGUUGGGCCUGAAUUAUGUGAUACAAUAUAAGAAGGGGAAGGAGAACAUUGUGGCAAAUGCUCUGUCACGAAGAUCAGAAGCAGGGGAAUGUAAGGCCGUUACCGCAAUGGUGCCUGAUUGGGUCAAAGAAGUUAUUGAAAGCUAUGAAAAGUUUGAUUGGACUAAGUCCCUACAAACUCAAUUGGCAGUCCGGCAUACCAAUGAACAAGGGUAUUCUAUGUCUAAUGGUCUAAUCAGGUUUAAGGGCAGAUUAGUCGUGGGAAAUGACAAGGAACUAAAAGCCAAAAUCUUACAGGCACUACAUAGUUCUUCAUUACGCGGGCACUCAGGGGUUAGAGCUACUUAUUAUCGGGUUCGACAAAUGUUCUUUUGGCCUGGCCUCAAAAAAGAAGUUAUGAAGUUUGUGGCAACUUGCAUGACAUGCCAACGUUGCAAACAUGAACAAGUGGCUUAUCCAGGAUUGUUACAGCCACUGGCUAUACCGGAUCAAGCGUGGGAGGAGAUAUCCGUGGAUUUCAUUGAGGGCCUACCCAAGUCAGAAGGCCGAAAUGCGAUCCUAGUUGUGGUCGACAAGCUGACCAAAUUUGCUCACUUCAUUGGCCUCACACACCCAUUCACAACCCAAGAAAUUGCCCGAGUGUUCAUUGAUAUAGUGGCCAAAUUGCAUGGACUACCUAAAUCCAUCGUCUCGGAUCGAGACAAAAUAUUUACCAGUCACUUCUGGUAGGAAUUGUUCAAGAACCUAGGGGUGAGUCUACAUAUGUCAUCAACAUAUCAUCCUGAGUCAGAUGGGCAGACCGAAAGAGUCAACUAGUGCUUGGAAUCUUACUUGCGAUGUAUGUAUUUUGCUUGGCCUAAGAGUUGGGGUAAAUGGCUAUCUUUAGCUCAGUGGUGGUAUAAUACAACUUACCAUAGCACUAUCAAGAAGACUCCCUUUGAGGCUCUAUUCGGAUACUAGACACCUACAAUGCUUGCCAUGACUGGUGCCAACAGGGCGUGAACUAACGCAACUGAGUAUUUGCAAGACAGACAGGAGAUGAUUUCACUACUCAAACAGGAGUUGGCUAUCGCUAACAACAGGACGAAGCAGGUCGCAGACCGCAAACGAAGUGAUCGAAACUUCGAAGUAGGCGAUCAGGUCUUUCUAAAGGUUAGACGCUUCCUACAGUCCUCCUUUUCCACCAUCACCCCCACCAAGUUGAGUCCUAAGUACUUCAGACCAUUUUGUAUCUUGGAACGGGCGGGUCAAGUCGCCUACAAGCUGCAGCUACCUCCCAAUGUGGAAUGCCAUCCCAUAUUUCGUGUCUCUCUCUUGAAGAAGUACAUCGAGCCUAAUGCUAUUGUGAGCUCAUAAUCGCCUCCUGUUGCUGAAGAGGCCGACGGAGCAGUGGAACCACUAGCCAUCAUCGAUAGACGGGUAGUCCAUCAGGGCACCUUACCUCUCAUCCAAGUGUUGGUCCAAUGGUCCAAUCGACACCCUGAAAAUACCACUUGGGAAUACCUUCCCCAGCUGUUGAAUCAAUUUCCACGAGCUGCUCAAUUACUCACCUUCCUUGGGGACAAGGAAGAUUUUAAGGGGCAGGGAUUGUCACAAGCCAUUAGGCUUAAGUGUAAUAAACCUAUAGAUGCAUAGCUGUAGCGGUAAUAACAGAAUGUAAUAACAUAAAGCAUGUGAUGGGCGGUUCUGCCUAGGCCACUUGUAGGCAAUUGGUUGCAAUAACAACCAGGUGGGUUAGCCUAUAAAAGGCAGUGUAUAUGAGGAUGGGAUCUAUCAAUGAAUACAUUCGGAUCUUUCCCUCUCUAAUUUCUCUCCCUCUCUUCUCUUUCUCCUUAAUUCAAAUCCUCCCUCCCUUUCUCUUUCUUAAAUUUCCCGACUCUUCCAGAAUUGCCCAAGCCUCAUAUUCGAGGCUUGACACCCUGUUCUCUCACACUGGGUUUCUUCUGCAAUGCCAGGAGCCUUCCUUUGGUGUGGUGGUUGAGCAAGCUCUCUCCCUCUCUGGCAUGAUUACAGAAAUUUUAUUGGGUCUCUUUCAACCUGGCCAGUGCCAUCUACUGCAUCUUGGUCUUCUCCCUCUGCUGUUGUUGUUUGUUGGUGGCAGUGUGGUACUUAGCCUCCUUCCUCAACCUCUGAUGGUUGCCUCCUCUCUCUUGUUGCUCCACCAACUAACAAAACGUACCUUUUUUUAUGUUAUUUUUGUCUCUUGUAAAAGUUCUCUCUGCAACGUGAUUUUUAUAUCUCAUGAUCACUAAUCAAUCUUGACUCUGAUGCCAUUUAUGAGGAUCAGAUCACACACACCAUACUUAGAAAUCAAGAGAAGAACAAUUCAAAUUUGGUAAUGUGAUUUAGUCUCAAUGCCUAUGUCCACGAUCCCAAGACAAUGGGAUAAUCUAGUCACUCAAUCUAGUCACUCAAUUAAAAUACAGUUUUGCAUGGAGAAAAUUAAAAAACCCUUACAUUGCUCUCUACUCCAGAUAGCCGCUCACACUUCAAGGACUAUACUUAUUUGGUUGUGGCACUCACUUUUUUGUCCAAGUCUAUUGGGCACGUCUAUUGUAGAUAUCUCAGCAUAGGAUUACUGAGACUCAUUCAGUCAUUCUCUGUCAGACUGUUUCCCAGAUGAGCUCACACCUAUCCUUAUUUGGUAUGGAUUUUGAGAAGCUAUCUAACAUGGUGAGUUAUAGAUUAAUUUGGCAACCAAACUGAAUCAAAAUUUUAAAAAACUGAUUUAACCAAAUAACUAUAUUGAUCAAAAUUAAAUAAAGCAAUUGGAAUAAUUGAAAUGACCAAAAUUAACCAAAAUAAUCGAAAUAAUUGAAAUGACCGAAACUAAUCAAAAUAAUUGAAUUUUGUUCAAAAUAACCAAUUAUUGUCAAUUAUUAAUAAAAAGUGUAAUUACUAAUCAAAGUUUUUAUAGUAGGAAUUUUAGAUAUUUUAGUAAGUGUAAUUAUUGUCAAUUUGUCAUAGGCAGCAAGUUAUGUUUAUUUUAGUGGUAAUUUUGUAAAUAGCUUAAAGUUUGGUUCUAAUUUUUGAAAAUAGUCAUAAAUUUUGGUUAUUUAGGUCAAUUGUUUUGUUAAAAAUUGAAUUAUAAUUUUUAAAACCAAGCAGAAUUAAAUUAACCAAAAAACCAACAUUUGUUGGUUCAAUUUAGAAAAUUGAUUUUUACUGAAUAAUGCUCUCCCUACUUUUAGAUAUGAUAAAUUAUAAGAGCCUUAUAGAAGAUGAAGUCAUAUUUAGAAAUGACUAACGAGUUAGAAUUUAUGUUGCCGACUCCACAUAGUGGGGUUAAGGCUUGAUAGUUGAUAUGUGUGGUUUGAUUCUUGCCUAACAUGGUAUAGCAUAUCUCAUAUCUAGAUAGAUAGUGUAAUUAGGGUUAUCAUUAGAAAAUAAGAAUAAUGCCCAAGUCAAUUCCCCACAAUGUACUUGGUUGGAGUCACCAGGAGUGCACUUGGCUUUUCUCCUAACUAACUGCUGAGUAGGUAGAGUCACCAUUUUGCCUCAUUUUUGGUAGUUCUCACUUCGGUUGCCAUGGUCAUCACUAGUUCACACUUAAUGCCUAGUACUAUCUCUCGGACUUCACCUUAAGGGUUCCUUCAUAUUGAUUUCUCAUGCUAACACCAUCGACACAUAUUUUUCCAUAAUUCUCAGCAUCACAAAUUUUCAAACCAUUGUUCUCAAUUUGUUCUCAUAAUUCAAAUAUUUUUCAUAUACUAUGAAGUAAAAUUAAGAUCAUAUAAUCAUGUGAAAUCAUUUCACAAUCAUGCAUGACAAUAAAUUUUAAAAUAUAUAUUCAACAAAAACAACUACCAAUGUUGUUUUUAUAUGCGUUUUGCUUGGCUCAAAGUCGUCAUUUCUUGUUUCUUGUUCUCUUGCCUUAGCUGGUUUAUAUAUGUCUCUUUCCUCAUCUUUUGUGUGAAGUUGGUAUGAAUUUUCAUUACCUUUGAUUUUGCUUCGUUUUUGGCCUAAAUAUACUACUUCAGGUUUUCUUCAUCUCACUACAUGUAUGUAACGUUUUCUUGCAAGUUCUUGUACCCUUUUAUUCAACCACCAGGACUAUUUUUGGUUCUGAUUUGUCUAGAAUUUAUAAUUGUCUGAUCUAAUUUGUUUGAUGUUGGUUGUUGGCUACCAAAUGCGACUGCUCUUUUUCAUCUGGGCUUGGGACGAGCUUUGGUUAUAGCUGUCAAUUAAUCCGUAGGAAAUAUAGAUUGGUUAAAACUUAUAAUCCUACAAAAUAGGUCGGUAGAAUAGUGAGUGAUGACAACUCUAGUUCAAUUAGUUAGUCUUUGAUUAGAAAUAAAUAGGGAACAGGGUUUCGGAACCUGGUUUCAACUUUACCUCUUGAACUGGGGUAAGUGUUGCUUCCUGUAUACUUCUCUUCAAAGCAGAUAAAGUAUAAUGAACCUGGAACUGUCAUGGAAGCAGAUGGUGAGAAGGAAUUAUGGGAUAAAUUUUUUGGUGGAAUGGUCUUCUUUAUAGAACAACAUAUCCAGCCUUUAUCCCAAUAUGUGGUCUUCUUUAUACAUGAAGGAUAAUUGCAUUGACAAACCAUGCUACCUGAUGUAGUAUCCUUGAAAUUUGCUAAUAGCACACAGCGUCAAGAAAGACCUGGUUAGCAUAAAAUCAGCAGUGUUAAACACAGAUGAAGCCGCAAAAACUUGUAAGUGUGGGUUAAUUAGGUAUAAAAAUUAAAACACUUUCCAAUUAAUGGAUGGCUGCUAUGCUAAUUCACAAUAACUGUUGGAAUUAUUGUUCUUGCUUGUCCUGAUAUUUCCAUUUAAUCUGUUUGUUGGCUUGGCUUGGCUACUUGAUCUCGUUCCCGGAUGGUCUGCUUUGAUGGCCUUUAAAU